Molecule: messenger RNA, 2779 nt
Organism: Brassica rapa (field mustard)
Lineage: Eukaryota; Viridiplantae; Streptophyta; Magnoliopsida; Brassicales; Brassicaceae
Product: leucine-rich repeat extensin-like protein 4
Molecular function (GO): protein binding
Source: RefSeq, a predicted model, not a curated record
AACAUAAAAACAAGUAUAUAACGUAUACUUUUGCAACCCUAGGGAGAAAGAAGCUAAGCAAAAAUCGAAUCUCACACCUCACACUCUCUCUCCUUCACAUAACAUCUAUCUUCUUCUUCUUCUUCCUCCACAUUCUCUCUCUCUCUCUCUCUCUUUCCUCGCAGAUGUCUGGUUGUGUGGUGGUGAUAUGAAGAACACCACUCAAUCUCUCCUCCUCCUCUUCUUCUUCUUCUUCUUCUCUGUCCACUCUCUCUCCAUUUCAUCCAAUGCUCCUCUCACCGACAACGAAGUCCGCUUCAUCCAACGCCGACAGCUUCUCUACUACCGCGACGAGUUCGGCGACCGUGGAGAGAACGUGACCGUAGAUCCGUCUCUCGUCUUCGAGAACCCAAGACUCCGAAGUGCUUACAUAGCUCUUCAAGCUUGGAAGCAAGCCAUCCUCUCUGAUCCCAACAACAUCACCCUCAACUGGAUCGGAUCCAAUGUCUGUACCUACACCGGAGUUUUCUGCUCUCGCGCUCCCGAUAACCGCCGGAUCCGUACAGUCGCCGGUAUCGAUCUCAACCACGCCGAUAUCGCGGGGUACCUACCCGAGGAGCUCGGUUUGUUGACGGAUCUCGCCUUGUUCCACGUCAACACGAACCGUUUCUGUGGAACGGUUCCGCACAAGUUCAAGCAUCUCAAGCUCCUCUUCGAGCUCGAUCUCAGCAACAACCGAUUCGCCGGGAAGUUCCCGGCGGUGGUUCUUGAUUUACCGUCGUUGAAGUUCUUGGAUCUCCGGUUCAACGAGUUUGAAGGUACUGUGCCCAAAGAGCUCUUUAGCAAACCGUUAGAUGCGAUUUUCAUUAACCAUAACCGGUUCCGGUUUGAGUUACCGGAUAAUUUCGGAGAUUCGCCGGUUUCGGUGGUGGUGCUUGCGAAUAACCGGUUCCAUGGUUGUAUACCGUCGAGUUUUGUUGAGAUGAAGAAUCUGAAUGAGAUUAUUUUCAUGAACAAUGGGUUGAACUCUUGUUUGCCUGCGGAUAUCGGGAGGCUGAAGAACGUGACGGUGUUUGAUGUUAGCUUUAACGAGCUUGUGGGGCCGUUGCCGGAAAGUGUCGGCGGGAUGGUGUCGGUGGAGCAGUUGAAUGUGGCUCAUAAUCGGUUGUCGGGGAAGAUUCCGGCGAGUAUUUGUCAGCUUCCCAAGCUUGAGAAUUUCACUUACAGCUACAAUUUCUUCACCGGCGAGGCUCCUGUGUGUCUCAGGUUGCCGGAGUUUGAUGACCGGAGGAAUUGUUUGCCGUCGCGUCCUGCUCAGAGGUCUUCGGAGCAAUGUGCAGCGUUUUUGUCUCGGCCUCCGGUGGAUUGUGAAUCUUUUAAGUGUGGUCGUUCUGUUACACCCCUUCCUCCGAUUGUACCUCAAUUACCUCCUCCGCCUCCACCAUCGCCACCUCCACCAUCACCCGUCUAUUCUCCUCCUCCUCCUCCCCCUGUCUAUUCCCCUCCUCCGCCUCCCCCUGUCUACUCCCCUCCACCACCACCUCCUCCUCCUCCACCACCACCCGUCUACUCUCCCCCACCACCACCACCACCACCACCGCCUCCACCGCCUCCACCGCCUCCACCUCCACCUGUUUAUUCUCCCCCUCCGCCUCCACCACCACCACCGCCGCCUCCACCUGUAUACUCUCCCCCUCCACCACCACCUCCACCGCCACCAGUCUACUCUCCACCACCACCACCACCAGUUUACUCUCCCCCACCACCACCACCACCACCGCCUCCACCAGUUUACUCUUCGCCACCACCACCGCCAGUAUAUUCAUCUCCACCACCACCAGCUCCAAUUUAUUGCACUCGCCCUCCCCCACCGCCGUGCCCCUCACCUCCACCACCGCCACAUUACUCACCUCCACCACCACCUCACCAUUCUUCUCCCCCACCAUACUAUUACAGCUCACCUCCGCCACCACCACCACAUCACUCAUCUCCUCCCCCAUACUACUACAAUUCCCCACCACCCCCGCAUCACUCACCUCCACCACCAUACUACUACAAUUCACCACCACCGCCGCAUCAUUCAUCUCCUCCACCAUACUACUACAAUUCACCACCACCACCACACCAUUCGCCACCUCCCCCACCAAUGUAUCCUCACUCCCCACCACCACCACCACCACAUUCCCCACCACCGCCUCCUCGUUAUUCCCCUCCUCCACCUCCACCUUGUAUCGAGCCACCCCCACCCCCUCCCUGCAUAGAGUACUCACCACCUCCUCCAGUUUACAGCUCUCCGCCUCCACCAUCAGUUCAUUACAGCUCUCCGCCGCCACCAUCAGUCCAUUACAGCUCCCCACCUCCACCGACAGUCUAUUACAGCUCUCCGCCUCCACCACCGCCAUCUCCUGAAUAUGAGGGGCCAUUACCGCCAGUGAUCGGAGUAUCCUAUGCUUCUCCUCCACCUCCACCCUUCUAUUGAUUCUUGGACAGAUUGUUUUACAGAGAUUAAGCGAGUGAUCAAGAUUGUCUUAGAAGAUUUAUUUGAUGAAAAUAAGAACAAAAAGAAGAAGAGAUUAUUAUGGUUUCCAGGAAACAAAAAAAGUUGUAUGUAUAGAGGGAUGAUGAUAUAAUCGGAGCAACAUCUUCUGCUCCAUUGUUUUUCAAUUUGUGAGAUUAAUUUUAUUUUUGUGUUAUUUUUCAUAGUGAAACUCAGCAAGCAACAUUUUUCUCUUUUGGUUUUUCGUAUUUGAUCUAUCAGACGAGCCGUAGAGGCUUAUUACAUUUAUUUUUCAUUUCUCCA